Molecule: messenger RNA, 435 nt
Organism: Acanthamoeba castellanii str. Neff
Lineage: Eukaryota; Discosea; Longamoebia; Acanthamoebidae
Exons: 1
Coding region: 1-435 (144 amino acids)
Source: RefSeq, a predicted model, not a curated record
AUGAACGAGGCGAAGCAAAAGAAGGAAGCCAAGAAAAAGGAGGAGAAGGAGCGGAAGAAGAAAGAAGACGAAGAGGUGAAGCGGCGGAAGAAGGACGACAAGAAGCAGAGGCGGAAGAGCUGGUGGCGAGGAAGAGCCAUGGACGGCGAGGCCAUAGCGCUCAAGCACGAAAUGGAGCAGAUGAUGAUGCAGGGGCAGAGUGACUUCGCCUACAGUGGCACCAGCGAGGACGAGCUCAAGAACAAGCGCGAGAACGACCACCGGAAGGUGAGGGAGCGGAUGCGCAUCUACGAGGAGGUCAAGCGACAGCAGAGGGGACAGACCGCGGAGACCACCUGCCCGCACUGCCACUCCCACAUCCCUCUUCCCAGUCACCUCCAGCUCCACGACCAUCGCCCGCAGACGCGUCUGGAGCUGGACGUGUCAGCCGAGUAG